Acanthosepion pharaonis is the source of this 1527-nucleotide messenger RNA. Lineage: Eukaryota; Metazoa; Mollusca; Cephalopoda; Sepiida; Sepiidae. The record is from the annotation of a GenBank genome assembly.
AUGUCAGGAAAAUACCUGGAUACAGAUGUAAUUACACCAAAACCCAAAGGUUGCAUAAAGGUCAGAUAUAUUUUAGUGGCAAUGAUAUUUUGGGGAUUCUUGAUGGAAUAUUCUCUCCGAAUUAACCUAAGUGUGGCUUUGGUUGCCAUGGUGAAUAUUACCAGCACUAAACUGGACUCCAGCAACAACAUCACAGAGUGCCCUGAAAAUCUGGAGACAUUUAAUGCCACUCAUGAAAUAUAUAAGGAAGACCAUGGACAAUUCAACUGGGAUGCUGAAAUUGUUGGCUUGAUCCUUGGAGCUGUUUUCUAUGGUUAUAUGUUUGCUCAGCUACCAGCUUGUUUGUUUAUUGAGAAAUUUGGCCCAAAACAUGUAUUUGGUUGUGGGAUUUUCUUUUCUGCAGUUUUGACAUUUCUGACCCCACUUGCAGCCAGCUAUGACUUCAAGGCUCUUAUUGCCUUGAGGGCACUGGAAGGACUUUUUAUGGGUGUGGAUGCUGCUGCUAUUCAUUCAAUUUGGGGAAACUGGGCCCCUAAAUGGGAAAGAAGCAAGCUUGUUUCUUGCAGUUAUUCAGGGGUAAAUCUUGGUAUGGUAACUGCACUUCCUAUUUGUGGCUUACUAAUUGAAAAUGCUGGUUGGCCUUCGGUCUUUUAUGUUCUCGGUGGGUUCACUUGUGUCUGGUGGAUUGGUUGGUUGUUUUUGACAUCCAAUACUCCUGCUGAUCACCCUUUUAUUUCGAAUGAAGAGCGACAAUACAUAGAAGAAUCUAUAGAAUUAACAGUAAAGCCAUUAAAAACACCUUGGAAGAAGAUUUUGACAUCUCGUCCAUUUUUGGCAACCAUAAACACUCACUUCUGUCUUAACUGGGGCUUCUAUACACUUCUCACCUGCCUCCCACUCUACAUGAAAGAAGUCUUGCGAUUUGAUAUUCAACAGAAUUCGUUACUGUCGGCUCUCCCAUACAUUGUUCAGUGGUUUGUAGCUAUCAUGGCAUCUUUUAUAGCAGAUUUCCUUCGAGAGAAAAAAUAUCUUAGUACCACAGCAACACGAAAACUAAUGACCGCCUUCGGUAGUCUAUUGCCAGCUUUGUUCCUUGUCAUUAUUAACUACAUUGGCUGUGACAAGUACAUUGCAGUGAUCAUGAUUGUCUUGUCUGUUGGCACCUCAUCAUUUGCUUCUUCUGGAUUCUUCAUUGGAAUAAUGGAAAUGUCACCAAAGCUCUCUGGAACUCUAAUGGGAAUUAGCAACAGCAUUGGAACCAUUUCAGGUAUUUUGGGACCAUACAUUGUUGGAAUAAUUACAAAAGAGAAGGGGACUCGUCAAGAGUGGAAGAUUGUAUUUUUCAUCUCAGCCACCAUUUAUGUGCUUGGAUGCGCUAGUUACAUUAUUUUUGGUUCAGCUGAAGUUCAACCUUGGGAUGAAAGAGAUAUCAAGACAUGUGAUGACGAACAAAUACUGAAACCAAAAAUACACAAAAGACAAAAAGAGGCUCAUUUAUCCGAACUGAAUACUGUUGAGUUUACGUAG